UGAACAGAAAAGCGCAAUCGCUUUUUGAGGAGGCUUUGUGGCAAUACGUUGGAAACUUGGGAAGAACUGUGCCUUUCAGCCCAGGAUAUUAGGUUUCCAGAGUGGAUUAUGUUUAGUGGAAUAAUGUAUCUGGCCAAACCGAGGCAAUAUCACGCACUGUAGCUGUAGCAGCUCAGAUUCAGAGCAGAUUCAAAAGUACGGAACCAUGAGAAAGGAUGCUGAAAUAUAUUCUUCCUCUACGCGCGGCGGCGAAAUUUAAAAUUUAAAGUAGGAAAUCCAUUGCAAUGUACAUAUUUUUCAAAACGGAACAUAAAUUAGUAACGGCUACAAAACCUGGACUGUUUCAACAAACGUUUCUAUUUGGAAAUGUUGAUUUUACCUCGGCACAUAAGAUUUCAGCUUGCCGUUAACGGUGGUAUGAUUGGAGUUUCCUCUGGAUCUUGAUGGGGAGCCUGGUGCAGCACCUGCACCGCGGAAACGCAAAGAUCAAAGAGAAACUCAAAGCGAAAAACAUGCCGCCUUUUACCCUAUGGAGACAUGGCAUAUAGGGUUAUUUCCAGCCGAAUCGUGCCAUCUUCAAAUAAGUUAAGCAGAAGAUUUAUUUUUAUAUUCACACUUUCGUUGUCAUUUACAUAUCUAUGCUACUGUGUACUUUUCUGUUCUGGUACAAUCAUGCCAAACCAGCGUUUUGGGGAGAAUCGCUGCAUCCACACCAAGAACCCAGGGAGCAAAAGGUUGCUACAAAAAUCGCCUUUUUGCACACUCUCUGCGGACACAAAAGUUAGCUUGGAUGAGACAGCGGACGUGGGUCUUUCGCGUCAGGAAACAAGUCUUACUCAUAACCAAAGCGAACAUUUAGCAAUUCAGAGUGUACACGCGCGGAGCAUCGACACUGUGCAUUAUAAACUAGGCAACAAUUCAAACGCACAAAAAUAUGGAAACAAAAAGUUACCAAAUGCACUGAUCGUUGGCGUUAAAAAAGGAGGCACAAGGGCGGUAUUGGAGUUCAUUCGCAUUCAUCCAGAUGUGCGCGCAGUGGGAACGGAGCCGCACUUCUUUGACAGAAAUUAUGACAAAGGCUUGGACUGGUACAGAGGUCUGAUGCCACGAACAUUGGACAGCCAGAUCACCAUGGAGAAAACGCCAAGCUACUUUGUGACACAGGAGGCGCCACAUCGCAUCGCCAGCAUGUCCCGGGAGACCAAGCUCAUUGUGGUGGUGCGGAACCCAGUGACACGUGCCAUAUCCGAUUAUACGCAGACGCUGUCCAAGAAGCCUGACAUCCCCAGCUUCGAGGAGCUGGCUUUCAAGAACCGCAGCCAAGGCAUGGUGGACACCUCCUGGAAUGCCAUCCGCAUUGGUAUGUAUAUUGUCCACCUGGAGAACUGGCUGCAGUAUUUCCGCCUUUCGCAGAUCCACUUUGUGAGCGGUGAGCGGCUCAUAACAGAUCCAGCCGGCGAGCUGGGCCGCGUACAGGACUUCCUGGGCCUCAAGCGCAUCAUCACAGACAAGCACUUCUACUUCAACCGGACGAAAGGCUUCCCAUGCCUGAAAAAGCCUGAAAGCAGCAGCCUGCCUCGCUGCCUCGGCAAGUCCAAGGGCAGGACGCACGUGCAGAUCGACCAGGACGUCAUCGAACAGCUGCGGGACUUCUAUAGGCCUUUCAACGUCAAGUUUUAUGAAAUGGUAGGACACGACUUCAGGUGGGACUGAUGUGGGUGGGGGGUGGUGAGGGUACAACUGGGUGGAGAUCACAUCACUCUGUUAAAUGACAAAGGAGUCAUAUCUGUCAAUCAGACUGCUUUCUAUCGGUUCAUGGCCGGUAGAGGGGGGAAUGAAAACAGAAAACCUCAAAAGGACACCUUAAACUAAUUAAGACCAAAUGCUCUUAAGAUAUUAAAAUAGCUUAUAAGCUUACAGAAAAAAAUUAAAUGCAGGCAUAUUCCAAAGGUGAUCUUACUGUAGCUUGAGAGCCUUUCACUUGAAAUUGUUUAAUUCAUUUAGAAUUGACACUGGCUCAUUAAAUCAAGAGAAUAUCUGAGAAA
This is a messenger RNA of Electrophorus electricus (electric eel), 2045 nucleotides long. It is a transcript of the gene hs3st2, whose product is annotated as heparan sulfate (glucosamine) 3-O-sulfotransferase 2. The record is from RefSeq and is a predicted model, not a curated record. Gene Ontology annotation, molecular function: [heparan sulfate]-glucosamine 3-sulfotransferase activity. NCBI's taxonomy places the organism in Eukaryota, Metazoa, Chordata, Actinopteri, Gymnotiformes, Gymnotidae.